AUGGAGAAUCAGUUGCAGGACCUCAAGAUGGAGAACAUGCAGGAUCGAUUAGACAGUCUAGAACUCCGUUUCGAGGAACUUGCUAAUAACCUUACGCAUCUAUGCGCCACGCAGCUCAGCAAGCAAUGCAUUAGCUGUAUGGAAGACGUCCGAAGCCUAGCGACAGAUUGCCUGACCCAGAAUGCUGAUCAUUACUAUGCUUGCUUUGACAGGAAAGAGUUCAUCAAAUACGCACGAAACAUUCGGCGAUCGAUGGCCUUUGAUGUCGAUGCAAAUGACAUGAUCCGAUGUAACAGCAUCGACGCCGGGCACCACCGUCAGAUGACGGAAGAAGAGCGCGGUGACCGUUUCAUGAGUCUCAAAGCUAGCGUCCCGCCGGCAAAGUUUUGCAUUCCCCCGUAUGACGCACACGAGUUGUUCGUUGAGCUCGCUGACAACCUCAGAGACUUUGCGAUCCGGGAGCUGGAGUACCAUGACCAUCCUUACGUGCCGCAUUCUAAUGCCAACAGUCAGUCUCCACCUCCCUACGAAAGCCAGGGUCGAGGGCUUCAAUACCAAGGCAGUUCUCAACCCAUCGCCGCUGCGAUGCCUUCUGUCGAAAGUUCAUUCGGCAGUGGGGCAUCCUUUGUGUCUAUCGCCACGGAGAUGUCGGGAGAUGAAGAGUCCAAGGAACAACACUUCAAGGCGUGGGCGAAAACGCAGGUUGCUGAACAUGAAAAGCAUCUACAACGCCCAGUCACGCCCCAUGUGAUCGCCUCCGCUUUGCAUCAUAACCACAACGCCCGGUACAACAGGUCGGCUCUCCCAUUGGGACUUCAGCUUUAUAGACUAUGUCCUGUAGAAGGCGGAUCUGGGUACUGGCCCGCGGAGGCCGUGAUUCCCGACCUAGCCACCGGGAGAGAUUCGGAUUCAGGGUUCGCUGAUGGUGACAUUGAGAUUCUUACGACAACUCGUGACCGACUCAGGGAUGUGAACUGGGCUUCGGGUCCUGUUCUGGCAAAGGAUGUACCAGCACCUCACCCUUUGCUCCCAGAUUGGAUGGGUGCAGUUCAAAAACACGCUAAUGAGGAGCUAAUUGAGUUUGGGCUUGUGGUUGCUUGGCGCUACCACGGAAGUGAGGCGUGGAUGGACCGCUACGGUCACCUCGUACCACAAGUUUGA
Fusarium tjaetaba is the source of this 1161-nucleotide messenger RNA. RefSeq lists its product as uncharacterized. Bases 1 to 1161 code for a protein of 386 amino acids. NCBI's taxonomy places the organism in Eukaryota, Fungi, Ascomycota, Sordariomycetes, Hypocreales, Nectriaceae. The transcript has a single exon. The record is from RefSeq and is a predicted model, not a curated record.